UAUGUCCAAACUCAGCAUUCCCGCCUCUGACCUCUAACCCCCGGAAAAAGUUUUUCCUCUGCAAACGAACGCUCCGAAGCCAGUUCAAAAUUUGAUGGAGUCGUUAUUGAUCAGUGAGCGGCGGACGGCGGUGGAGGGGCCCGUCAGACUUUUAGUCGUUCAAUGGUCUCCCCCAUGUGGAAAGAUGAAACGCCAUGUCAACGCGCGUUUCGUUGGUGGCGUUCUAGAACCACGGAUAAGAAAAGAACAUUCUAUAUCAAAGUCAUGUAAGGUCACGUCGCCCUGCACAAUCAUUUCCUUGGCAACGGAAGACUCAUUCUCUACGCCCGUGCCAUCGAGGCGUCCCGACAAGCAUGACUUAGCCGGAGGACCGGUCUUUCUUCUGCUGAGGGCUGACCGAGGAUGCCAGCAGCGCACGACGCCCGCGUGAAUGGCCAAGUCGCGCUUGUCUAAGAAGGAGACUUUCAUCCUUGUGUCUUACGUCUUGUUCUUCGUCUUGUUGGGCGCCGCGAUCUACGACGUGGUGGUCUACCUGCACACACAGGAGCCCGGCGUCACGACACAGAACUUCAUCUUCACAGUUUUGGUAAUCCACAUCUUGGCGUUCUACACGGCGUUGCUUGGUUACGUGUACACCACCCAGGCUGGAGCCACCGAGGCAGGGGAACACAUGUUAGCGGUAGUUUCACUAGGAUUAAACUUCGUGCUGUUCAUCGCGCGUAUGACGAUGGAGUUACUGGUCAUCACCUACCGACCGGAAGCGUACCUGCAGUUCACAGAUUCCGGCAAGUGACAGGUGCAUGUUACAACACCGCCACCUACAGGCUGGGGGUAUAUCUGCAGUUCCCUGACCGUGGAAACAAACUUUUUUUCUGUGGGGUGUCAUCAGGGAUUAUACUGCGAACUGCUGAACGAAAUGAAUCCCGUGGAACAUACAGGAAACCCAAACUGCUUGAUAUCAGUGGAUUACAGUAGAUUUUGGAUGCACGUUUCCUUUCAAACCUUGUUAUACCUCACACAUUCGUCAAUGGCAAAUAUUCUUCUAAGCUAGCAAAAUUUACCUCCAUCCUUUUGACACAGUGGAAUGCUGCUUGUACGUAAGAGGUAAUAUUUCACUAAUAUAU
Molecule: messenger RNA, 1124 nt
Organism: Branchiostoma belcheri (Belcher's lancelet)
Lineage: Eukaryota; Metazoa; Chordata; Leptocardii; Amphioxiformes; Branchiostomatidae
Exons: 3
Coding region: 431-793 (120 amino acids)
Source: RefSeq, a predicted model, not a curated record